AUGCCACCGACGGGCGGUCAGCGGAAUAAAAGGCACUGUGGGCGGGCUUCCGAUUCGUGUGUCGAGAGUCAUGGCCGAUGCCGCUGGGCGCGUCGUCAGCGUCAGACGGGAGAACGUCGGCCAGACCAUGUCAACACUGUGACUGCUCCAUUUCCGCCGUCAACUAAGCACAAUGGCUCCCACUCCAAGUGCUUCCGAUGGCAUGGCGUUGGUGUAGGCACAGCAGCGGGCGCAUUGGCAACCCCAUACCCCCCUCUUCCCCUCCCCUCCCCUCCCCACAAUUCGGCACUUGAGCCUCAAAACGGUGCUGUCUCUGACUAUCCUUCUAGAACACACCGAGACUAUGGGGUGCAUUCCAAGGCCAGAAUCCAAGCAACAAACAACUAGCAAAGCAGCAUUUCCGCGGACAUACAGCCCACCGGACUUGC
This is a messenger RNA of Bipolaris maydis ATCC 48331, 428 nucleotides long. The record is from RefSeq and is a predicted model, not a curated record. NCBI's taxonomy places the organism in Eukaryota, Fungi, Ascomycota, Dothideomycetes, Pleosporales, Pleosporaceae.